AGCAACCUCCUCCCAUCUCCGCUUUUAGUCCCUCCUCUUUGCUCAGACCUGUGACAAUCUCCUAGAGCCGGCAGGCCCAGGCCGUGGCGAGAGGCUCUUGCCCAAGGCCAGGCGCUCAGUCCCUAGGGUAGCGGGGAGCUCACCGCAGGAUCGGCUGGGCACCAUCAGAAUUUGAAUUAUUUCCCUUGCCUAUUAGCCAUUUUAUAAAGAUUUAAAAAAGAAAAAAAGAAAGAAACACUAUGUCUGAUGAAGUUUUUAGCACAACUUUGGCUUAUACAAAGAGUCCAAAAGUCACGAAAAGGACUACUUUCCAGGAUGAGCUAAUAAAAGCAAUUACAGCCCGCUCAGCCAGGCAAAGAAGUUCUGAAUACUCUGAUGACUUUGACAGCGAUGAGAUUGUUUCCUUAGGUGAUUUUUCUGAUACCUCAGUAGAUGAAAAUUCAGAUAAGAAAAAAAUGAAUGAUUUCCAUUUAUCAGAUGAUGAAGAAAAGAAUUCCCCAAAACUAUCUUUUUUGAAAACCAAGAAAUCAAACAUUGACAUGACAAAAGAUGAGCCAGCUUUCUCUGCCAAAAAUGAUAAGGACAUGGCACCUGAUGGUUGUGGAGACGUGGUUGGAGCUCCCUUAUCUGAAUCUCAAAGUGAAGACCAGGAAAUCGAAAAAGACAAAAUUAAAAUGAAACCUAAACCCAGGAUUCUCCCAGUCAAAAGCACAUCUUCAGAAAACAAUAGCAGCCUUGAAGCAGACAACCACUUCAGGCCUUCACCUCGGCCACGGAGUAUGUUGAAAACACACAGCCACAAGGAGGAGAAAGAUGGGCCAGGAGAAGAUAAAACAACUGCUCUCCGUGAAGAAUUAGAGCCACAUUCUGCACCUUCCCCCCUCCCAGUGCUAAAUGACGGACAACUAGAAGCUGAGAAAAAAGCAUUCUCGGAAAACCUAGAUCCUGAGGAUCCAUGGUUAACAAGUCUAUCAUCGUCAUCUCUUAAAGAAAGUCUUGGAGAUUCCUUAUCACCAGGAUCUGGGGAAAAAGCAUCCAUACAAGAUCAGAAUGAAGAACUUACUGAAAACCACAAUUCCUUGAAAUCAAAUGAAAAUGAAGAGAAUUCAUUUUUGAUAGACUUUGUUGCUACUCCACAUGAGAAAUCCAAGGAAAGUCAAGUGAUUGCUGAUGACCUUGAAGAAGAAAAGGAGAAAGCUGAACUGAUCAUGAAUGAGUUGACAGCUGAUCCACCGCUAUUGAAAUCUCAGAGUAUCGUAAUAUCCACUGAUGCAACUGCGUCUUCAAAGAAAACAAUUGAAGACAGAAAUAUGAAGAAUAAAAAAUCAACAAAUAAUAGAGCAUCCAGUGCAUCUGGCAGAUUAAUGACCUCUGACUUUUUAAAGAAAUCUAGUUCUAUAAGGAGACCACCAUCAGCAUCUACCUCUUCUCACUAUUUAGGGACUUUGAAAGUCUUGGACCAAAAGCCCCCACAGAAACAGAACCUAGAACCUGAACGAGCAGAUAACAUAAGGGCAGCUGUUUAUCAGGAGUGGUUAGAAAAGAAAAAUGUGUAUUUACAUGAAAUGCACAGAAUUAAAAGGAUUGAAAGUGAAAACCUAAGGAUCCAAAACGAACAGAAAAGAGCUGCUAAGAGAGAAGAAGCAUUAGCAUCAUUUGAGGCCUGGAAGGCUAUGAAAGAAAAGGAAGCAAAGAAAAUCGCCGCCAAAAAAAGACUUGAGGAAAAAAACAAGAAAAAAACCGAGGAAGAAAAUGCUGUGAGAAAAGGAGAGGCACUACAGGCGUUUGAACGAUGGAAAGAGAAAAAGAUGGAGUAUCUUAGAGAGAAAAAUAAAAAGGCGAAAGAAUACGAAAGAGCGAAGAAGCAGAAAGAGGAGGAAACUAUUGCUGAGAAAAGGAAAGAUAACUUAACAGCUGUAGAGAAAUGGAAUGAAAAGAAGGACGCCUUUUUCAAAGAAAAGGAGAAAGAGAGAAUAAAUGAGAAAAGAAGAGAAGAACUGAAAAAAGCAGAGAAGAAAGAUAAAGACAAGCAAGCUAUUGAUGAAUAUGAAAAAUGGCUGGAAAAGAAAGAAAGGCAGGAAAGAAUUGAACGAAAACAGAAGAAACGUCAUUCCUUUCUUGAAAAUGAGGCACUUCCUCCCUGGAGCCCUCCAAGUCGAACUGUGUUCUCAAAAGUGUUUUGAUAAUUCUCAUUCUUACGUGAGAUGUAGUUAUUUAUCAAUUCACUAAUUUUAGCCGUGAGUUUCAAACUAUUUAUUCAGUUAGUUAUAGUUAGAAGAGUUCUAUGUUAUUAAACGCCAGCCAUUUCCACUGACUGUGGAUAAGAUGCUUUGGAGUUUAAUCAAUGAAAUAAUUGAAGGCAUUUUUUUUGGACUGUAGAUAAGCUGCCUCAAAUGAGAAGCUAAUAAUCAGAUCGCUCUUACCAUUAAAAGAACCCUUUAUCAUGUCUUUGCAAUUGUUACAAUCAGGUGACCCAUGACC
Molecule: messenger RNA, 2481 nt
Organism: Acinonyx jubatus (cheetah)
Lineage: Eukaryota; Metazoa; Chordata; Mammalia; Carnivora; Felidae
Gene: MAP9
Product: microtubule associated protein 9
Exons: 14
Coding region: 240-2183 (647 amino acids)
Biological process (GO): mitotic spindle assembly; regulation of mitotic cytokinesis; mitotic cytokinesis
Cellular component (GO): astral microtubule
Molecular function (GO): microtubule binding
Source: RefSeq, a predicted model, not a curated record